Biomphalaria glabrata is the source of this 7788-nucleotide messenger RNA. RefSeq lists its product as uncharacterized. The transcript has 2 exons. Gene Ontology annotation, molecular function: RNA polymerase II cis-regulatory region sequence-specific DNA binding; DNA-binding transcription factor activity, RNA polymerase II-specific. Bases 211 to 2382 code for a protein of 723 amino acids. The record is from RefSeq and is a predicted model, not a curated record. Lineage: Eukaryota; Metazoa; Mollusca; Gastropoda; Planorbidae. Gene Ontology annotation, biological process: cell differentiation; regulation of transcription by RNA polymerase II; anatomical structure morphogenesis.
CUUGCGAGAUUCCAGAAAAGGAAACAAAAUAGCUGUGCAUGGGUCUCUGUGCGAAGUCAAAUGUUUAUAUAAAACAUAGAUAGCAGAAUAGGAACAGUGAAUAAAUUCCGAACACAUCCAAUAUAGAUCUAACAGUUUGGAGAAUCGGGCUACUAUUUCAAAUUGCUUCCGUAAGACUAAGGUAAGAAAAUAGCUAAUAACAUUGACGAAAUGUGCGCCCCGUCGCAAGGCGUGCUGCUCCCUUAUGGUCUGAAGAUUCCGUCGCCAUAUUUCCCGUUCGGACCUGGAGGCAGCUUGUCGCAGGUCCACCUCUCGGCCUUAGACUUUCAAAGGUCGCAACUUAACGAUUACAAUGUGCGAGUCCAGCUUGGAUUACGCAAUUACCAAAACACGAUGGGUUUAUCGCCGUUUCAGGCCUACAUCAACGACCCCUACACGCAGGCUUACUUCUACAAGCACGACCCAAGAGCCAGGUUUGUUCAUGAAGAACCUAAACCAAGUCACAGCUACAUUGGCCUCAUUGGCAUGGCCAUCUUGAACUCAAAGGAGAAGAAAUUGGUGCUAAGCGACAUUUAUCAGUGGAUACUGGAUAAUUAUCCGUAUUUUCGGACAAGGGGGCCCGGAUGGAGGAACAGUAUCAGGCAUAAUCUAUCUCUAAAUGAUUGCUUUAUCAAGGCCGGUCGAAGUGCUAAUGGUAAGGGCCACUACUGGGCUGUGCAUCCAGCAAAUGUGGACGACUUUGAACGAGGGGACUUCAGAAGGCGUCGGGCUCAAAGGAAAGUCCGUCGCCACAUGGGGCUAUCCGUUCCCGAUGACGACGACAGCCCCACACCGUCUCCAACGCAGCCGUGGCCUCAUCAUGACAUGGCUCCCGAACAUGACCGCGGACACCUCGAUACGUCCAUGACAUUGGGUGACCACACCAUGAGAGCGUUCCCCACAGAUCCAGCGUCGGAGCAUUUGAUCAUUUCCCAUCACGCGUCCAGUUACGGCCCCCUCCCCCUCCAUCCAAGAAAGCCCAGCAAGAAAAGGUUGUUUGAUGUGGCUAGCUUGCUGGCGCCCGAUGACGACGAUGAAGUGGUCACACCUAACACCCACAUGACAUACAGCGACCCACUAAAAGGCGCGUUCAUCUCAGGCUAUUCCUUGCCGCAAAUGUCCGACGAUUUGAAAUCGGACAGGAGGCCAUCCAGCGGUCACUCUAAAGACAGCAGUGGAACCAGUACGUUAAACGACCACGGGCGUGAGGUGACCAGUAGGUCCAGCUGUAGCGGUAAGGGUGACCUUUCCUACGAAAGUGAUGACGACAUCGACGACAAUGAGAUUCAUGUGACGUCAGGUGAGAACUCUCCUGCUCACGAGAUGGAUGACGACUGUGAUAUGGAUCAUUCCGGUAACUCUGACUUCUUGUCCCGGGACAUGAAACAUUUUCGUGGCCAGGACUCUAAGAACUACGAACCCAUCUCUCACAACCUUACCAACGGUGCUAAACUUGAUCGUGCUCUAGAUCUGACAUCUGCAGUGUCCACCGCGCUAAGCACUGAUGUCAAAGAUGUUACACCGGACAAAUCUGAAGUUAGCCAAAACGCUAUGUCUAAACAACCAACUCAAACCAGACAGGAUGAGGUCAAAACCAACUAUGACAAUUUCUUAAUUUCUAACGCUCUUUCGGACGCAGGUUUUAAAAUGGAGAAUAAGCUGAGCGUAGAUACAAGCCUGUCCAGAAGCAAUACUUCAAACGUAGACAUUAAGCUGCCCUUCGACAGCCAAUCGAACACGGACAAUGGUAAGCAUCAAAGUUCUCCAGUGAGUGUAUCUAACAACAUCAGUGACAAGGACAGUGAUGGACAUGGACAUGUAAGAGAGGAAAGACAUGGAAAUGCUGAUUUGAAAGAAGCGUCCACACACACACCCGAAAGUGUUCAAUACUUUCACGCAGAAAUGCAAGAGCUGAGACGCCAACGCCAUUUUGAGAUCGCUAACGGCCUUGUGGACUCGAACCGCAACCAGCUGGAGGUAAGGAGAGCUACGCCAGAAGUCACCAGCCCGAUUUCAGACCCUACACGAUUAUCAUCUGCCGAAACGAUUCGAUGGUCUGACCUGGGCAAAGCUGCUAUUCCCAGGGAUAGAGCGAGCGCUUUCAGCACACUGGGCAUCAGGGGACACCCUCUGUACACUCCAUUUCAAAUGAGGAACUUUGCAAUGCCCCACCACAGGCUCCUGCCCAUGGCGCUCCCUGUCAGAACUGGCAAUCCGGUGCUGGCGGGGCCCACGGUGUCUCCGUCUAUGCAGUUGCUGAAAGGGCUCGAAGCGUACACAAACGGCACUAUACCAACCAAUUCCAACACAAACUUGAGUAGCCGAACCACUAUAAGGGAGUAGAGCUCAGCGUCUGGACCUCAAAGCCAUGGCAACUCCUCGUGUGUUCCAGUUCAUCCAACACUUGGUCACAAGUUACCACUAACAAGAUGACUUCACAUGUACCGGACUUCUAAGGAAACCAAGUCCCAGGUGUACUCCUGGUGUCUACAUAGCAGACGUUUCCUUAACAUUCAGGUGAAGUCAAGAUCUAACAAAGUCUGUGUUCAUGUCUGUGUCUCCGUGAAGUCUGAGACAUAUGGGCUGUGGUCACUUUGCCCACCAAGAAAUCUGAGGCUAAAAUAAAGUAGCAAGACACCAUAGUUGACCCCAGGUCAAGCUCACUGCCCGACAAAACUUAACAAUGACCUCCAUUGGAUCGCUAGGAUUCUCUCAGAAUCAGAUCAUCAGUAAUUGAUUUAACUCAAUCCACAAACUGCUCCACAGAACUUUGCUAAAAUAUGCUUUUUAUUUUUAGGUGUAUUUUUUUAAAAUAAUUUAUUGAAAAGAUUAGGAAUGUCAGAAUUUUGUAUUUUUUUUAUAUUUAAAAUUAUAACGAAAAAAAAAACGAAUUUUUUUCUUGCAAAUGUCAAACAAAAGUGAUUUUUGUAAACUAUAUAAUUUGUUCUUUAAACAACUUCUACACAUAUUGAAGUCAGCAUCCAUCGAAUAUUACUACACAUUGUCAAUUACCCAUUGCUCUUCAAUACACAAUGUCAAUAGACGUCCACACUUCCAACAAGGCCGGUCCUAUCACGCCACUUUUCUAUCGUCUGAUAUUGUAAACUAUGUAAUGUUUUCUAUACUACCUUGAAGCGCUUUGGUCCUGCAGUUUGUACAAGUUUCCCCAUCUAUUUGCGUCCCAUUGCUGUAUAGGGUAAUGUAUUAUUUGAUAAGAAGUAUACUAUAGCUGUGUAAAGCUGUAAAGAAAAUUAAAUUUGGACUUACUGCUGACAUAAAUGUGAUUAUGUACUUACGCUACAAUAAAAAUACUCAACAGACACGGCAUAGAAAAACAUUUUUGUUAUAGCUCUAAAAUUAGUUUGAUGUCUUUUUUUUCCCAAGACCUAUCGAUCUUUGAUGAUGAAAAGUUUUGUGUUGUUUUUUUAAAAGUCGACUCAUUGAUUAGUCCAGUAUAUGCUUCUCAACAUAUGAUGGGAACAACUUACGAAAAUAAAUGAAAGAUACAACAACCUAAAUAGAAAUGAUCUAAUUAUUUCUGUGAGCACAACAUUGUACGACGCCAUUUUGAGUCAUCUGCAUGUCACUAGGUAUGGGCCUUUCUGGAUACAAUGUGUUGCCAUGGCCAUACCUGAACAAAAACAAAAAGUAACCACCUGCGCUAAAUAAAAAAGCUACAAGGGACCAAUCAGAUCAAAGCAAACAAAUAACUGUCUGAUUCCACGUGAUAAGCACGCGCCAUGAUCACGCAGACUUGGCUUCCAGGGCUUUCUCUGCAGUCGGAGAUAACUCUAGCAAACGGAUGGGCAGGAAUCUUAAAGAUAAACACAGAGACUGUUGCACUGUUUGAAUUUAGAAACAGUUCUCUUGAAAACAAUUCUCUUGGAAACAAUUCUCUUGGAAACAAUUCUGUUGGAAACAAUUCUGUUGGAAACAAUUCUCUUGGAAACAAUUCUCUUAGAAACAAUUUUCUUGGAAACAAUUCUCUUGGAAACUAUUCUCUUGGAAACAAUUCUCUUGGAAACAAUUCACUUGGAAACAAUUCUGUUGGAAACAAUUCUGCUGGAAACAAUUCUGCUGGAAACAAUUCUGCUGGAAACAAUUCUCUUGGAAACAAUUCUCUUAGAAACAAUUCUCUUGGAAACAAUUCUGUUGGAAACAAUUCUCUUGGAAACAAUUCUCUUAGAAACAAUUCUCUUAGAAACAAUUCUGCUGGAAACAAUUCUGCUGGAAACAAUUCUGCUGGAAACAAUUCUCUUGGAAACAAUUCUCUUAGAAACAAUUCUCUUGGAAACAAUUCUCUUAGAAAAAAAGAAAGUCACAAUAAAAGGAGAUUUAAAAAAACAAAUGCACGCGCGUGUGCGCGCACAUACACACACACACACACACACACUGGAAACUUGUUAAGUCCUGUUUCGUAAUACUGGUUGAGAUAUUUAAAAAAAAAAAAGCUUUAAUUGGAAUGAGCUGAACGAAAAAGAAUCAGGUCGAUUCCCCAGGAGAGAAGUCUUAUGUUUGUGAUGGGUUUCAUGAUUUCUAAGUGAUCUCUAAAUAUAGUGCAAUAGAACAUCGUGUGGGCAAAUAGACAGGAUUGCCACAACAAGUCGCCACGGCAAGGGGAUAAUUGCCUUCAUUAGUUGUUAGCCUUAGCAGAGAGUGAUUCGAAUGACUUGGAUCUUAAGAAAGAAGAACAUGAAAAAAAUCUAUUCCCGACGCAAAGGAGGUUUUGUUGAAACAAAUAUAUUUUUGAUGAAAGACUAAAUUGGAGCCAAGUUUAUUCUAGGAACUGGCCUUUCUGGGAUAAACAGAAGAAGGCGUCAAAACUGUGGGGGUGUGGACAUGGGGGGUUACUUCCAAAGUGUUGAAAGGUUUUGUUUGGCAGAGUAAUGAUCGAUUCCGUAAAGCUUUGAUUUGUUGACACUUUGUUGAGAUCAAUGACAUUGUGAUCGAUCGAUCUAGUCGUUGGUCACUUGGCUUACGCUGUUAAAGAAAUCGAUCCUAAAUCUAAUUGAAGAAAUCAUUCUAUCUGGAAGACAAGUCUCUUAACACAAUUUGUUUUGUACAUUUGAUCUCAUUCAAUUUUGAUUAAGGCAACAGUUUAACAUUAGGAACAGUUUAACUUAAGUAACAGUUUAACUGACUGCCGUCACUGUCCAAUCUAAUCUGGAUUUGUAUAGGCCUACAUGUAUAACUACUUGAAAACUCAUCUAGACUUUGUCCUUUUGUUUCAAACUAGAAAUGAGGUUUCUUUAAAAAUGAGAAUAUUAACUUUUAUUCACCUUUGUUGUUGGAUUUAAUUACAAUUAGUUUUAUAUAAAACAAAGUUGAUCCUGCAAUAGAGCGUAUUGCUUUUCAAACUUACCAUCUUUUUAGGAAAAAUAAGCAUCUUUAAAAUGCCCGAACGCUUAAUUAUUAGAAAUAGUAGUAUUUUCUGUAUUCACUAACAUUAUUACAGACAACUAAAACAUUUUUUUGUUUUGCAGUAUAUUUCUGUUUUUGACAUUUUAAAUAACAAUUACUUUCACAGUUUACCAAGGUAUUAGUUGCGGGAAAUUGACAAGGGGAGAUGAUUAAUUUUUUUACUCAAAGACCGACUCUCUCCCCUGGACCAAUUCAGUUUUGACAUUAAUUCCAUGCCAGUUUCAAUCUGGCAAGUUUCACGGCUUGAUACAAUCUAUUCUCCUCUAAGCGGAUUCAAUCAAUUAAACUUUUUCAAUCGAAAUUUUAAUUGUACAAAAGUCUAGUAUCCGUGGUAACAGCAUCUGUACUUAAACAAGGACCACUCUUUGGCCAAUGGGAUUGGAGACAGUUGGAUCAGAUUUCUCUAACAUUCUGGUCAAAAUUUAUUAUUAAAAUUAUUUUUAAGUGCAAGCCUAAUUCACAUCUAAUCUAAAUUAUCUUCUAAUAUGUAGAAGAGAGUUCGAUUGUACUAAAUCUGGAUGAUAUAUCAGGUAUAUGUAUUAAAGUGGAUUGACCUAUUUAAACUAGGAACUCUGUAACUGAAAAAAGUUUUCACUUGCACAUUGAUAAAAAGAAUAUAUUAUAUUUAUCUCGCAUUUAUUUCAAUAAAAACAAUUUUUUAUUAGCACAUUAGGAGUGCUAAAUUGGAUGAAAGAAUACUGUUCUUUACUGCAUGUAGAUUGAAACGCAAAGUUUAGAGAAAUGAAAGGUGGACAAAGAUACAAACUGCCUUGUAGUUUGUAAACAAAAAUUUAGUGUGUUAACAACAAGUCUGUUGGUAUUGUUAGAUAUUCUUAUAUCCACAACUUUUUUAAGUACUAUUUUAAAAGUACAGCAACUAUUUUAAAAACAGACUUGAAAGCAAGCAUAUUUUAUACCCCCCCCCCUUUUUUUUUUUAGAAUUCCUUCACUGAGAGGGAACUGUUAUUUAUUCAAGUAUCUUGUAGGAUAGAAUGUGAACAUUUUUUGAAGUUAAAACGUUGUCAAUGUCAAGUCCAAAUGUUUCAUUAUAAGAUAACUGCAUUAAAGAGCUACUAUGUCUCAAGCGGUAACAACUCCAUAUUAGUGACGCAAUCCUAAUCCCUAGGACAAGCUGAUCUUGUUUCCAGGUCCAUUGAAUAUAUUAUUGAUCAGUUUGCAGUGUUAUUAAUUAUGAACACGUAUUCAGAAACUCAUUGACGCAAUAACAAUUUACAUUUGAAUGCAUGUCCUAAUGUUUCUGGUGUUAUGUAUUACAAAGGAAUAAAAGGCUACUAAUUAUGUCUCCGAAGAUGUAAAUUAUUUUAGUACCAGAAUAGUAACAGGGCAACAUUACCGUUAAUCGUCACUUCCUGUUUCAACGAAUUCCUCGCUGAAUUUCAUGUUUUCCCUCACUGUUAUUAGAUUUAAAUAUUUGUUUCCCCUCUCCUACGUCACUGGCGCAAUGUUGUAUCUCGAAUUGCUAAAAACAAAUAAUAUUUUUAAAUGUUUAUUUUUUUAUUAACCUGUCUCUGAUCUGAUGUUAAUGUCAGAUGAUGUUCCUGAAUUGAUUAUUGUAUAUGUGAAAUGAUAAAUUAUGUAUGUCAUCAUUAACUGUCAGUAGCCUAUCAACGCUCGGGUCGCCUCACAAUGCUCUUGUACUAUAUAUGUAUCUGUGUGUGUAGAUAUUUGGUCCAUUUGAUUAUGUCUUUUAAAACCACGCCAAAUUUAGAAUUAAAAUAACUUAAUUAAUUAAUUUUUGCUAUUUGUACAUAAUGAUUUGGAAGCAACACAGGCUUUCUGAAACAAACACUCCAUUUUAUGUCAAAUGUCUCAUUCGAAAGUGAAAAAUUUCAUAGGAAUGUGAAUGUCAUUUGGAUUUCUCAUGAAAUGAUUCAUAUUCUGUUGUAUAUUGUGUCUUAUUUUACUUGAACCAUGGCUGUGCAUAUAAUUAACAUAGUUAGAUUAGAAUCGAUGUUUUGUUUUUUUUGUUUUCACAUAAUUUUAAUGUGAUCACGUGACGAGAGUCCAAUAAAAAAAUACAAUCAUUUGUGCAGACAUUGCCCUCCAAUGAAAACGCUGAAAUACUUUUGUUCUUUGACUCAAACUUCUAGGUGAUAAUAUUGAAACUGAAACCAUUUCUGUGCAUGCAAGAAGAUGUGAGAAUGAAGAAAGUAUGUUUCAAUAAAAUUGUAAUAAUAACAAAAAGUCUAUUUAAAAAAAAAAUAUCAGAGCCUAGGUAAACUCUAAUGUUCUCCCAGUGGAUUAGUGUAGCGUGGUGUUGUGUUUUGUGUCGACCAAAUAGAUUCAAAUAUACACAAUUUUAAUGGA